GAUCGUUCAGUGUGUUGGUGAAGUUCAACUUACAAUGGCAGAAAAACCCUUGACAGACUGGGACAGUGGUCUCCUUGACUGCUUUGAGGAUACAAAUACUUGCUGCUAUGGAUUCUGGUGCUGCCCCUGUCUCGCCUGCACUGUUUCAGGAAGAUUUGGAGAGGACAACUGUCUCCCUUUAUGUGAUAUAAUCGGCCCUGGAGUAUUAGCAGCCUUUGGGAUACCUGUUUGUGUUCCUCCUGCAGUUUUGUCUUUAAGAGCUGCCAUGCGAAACAGAUAUGGCAUCAAGGGCUCUCUCUGUAAGGACAUUGCAAUUUCCUGUUGCUGCUGCACGUGCUCCUGGUGUCAGAUGCAUCGCGAGUUAAAGCAUCGCAAGAAAACUCCAACUGUUGUCAACAUACAGAAUAACACUGUUGUCAACAUGCAGCCUAUUCCAACUGUCCAGCCAGGAGUAAUGAUGAUGCCUGCACAACCAGUUGCAACUGGUUUCAUGACUCAACCAGAAGUGAUCAUUCACUAAAAGUGAAACUGAGAAAUCUGAUGUUACUCAGGGUAUGUACUUGUAAAAGCAGAGAAUGUAAUCAUUUAGUAUGCUAAAUCCUUACUAUUGACUUCCUACUUAUCAAGAAAUGAUGGAAAUGAUAAU
Molecule: messenger RNA, 646 nt
Organism: Oreochromis aureus
Lineage: Eukaryota; Metazoa; Chordata; Actinopteri; Cichliformes; Cichlidae
Product: cornifelin-like
Exons: 3
Coding region: 35-520 (161 amino acids)
Source: RefSeq, a predicted model, not a curated record